This is a messenger RNA of Meriones unguiculatus (Mongolian gerbil), 7458 nucleotides long. RefSeq names its product fibroblast growth factor 12 (gene Fgf12). Gene Ontology annotation, cellular component: cytoplasm. Gene Ontology annotation, molecular function: growth factor activity; fibroblast growth factor receptor binding. The transcript has 5 exons. The record is from RefSeq and is a predicted model, not a curated record. Lineage: Eukaryota; Metazoa; Chordata; Mammalia; Rodentia; Muridae. Bases 2078 to 2809 code for a protein of 243 amino acids. Gene Ontology annotation, biological process: positive regulation of gene expression; regulation of cell migration; fibroblast growth factor receptor signaling pathway.
GGGGAGAAGGGUGUGUGGGGUGAGGAGGAAGGAGAGAGUCUGGGAGCAGAGGGCGCGAGAAAAGAGAGCAGGACCCAAGCGCCGUGCUUUCUAGCUCUCCGCCAGCCCAACCCCCAACUCAGUUCCACCAGGAAGCUUUGCUGCUCUUAAGGAGCCGGAGUAACUCAGGCUGCUGCUCUCUCCUUGUCCCACCUGCCGUCUCGGAGGCUGUCGCCUCUGCCGGGAGUUUCCUGCGGAGCUGGCGCUCUGGCGGAGAUAGCCCGCGGCGGCGCCCAGGAGCUUCUGCCCAUGAAUGGGACUCCGCCCUGAGCGCCCCCUCCCGGUCCAGGGGAGGCGGCGGGGGGCGCCCCGCGAUCCCGCGGCUCCCAGCCUCCUCCGGAGCAGCAAGUUGGGGCGAGUUGGUGGCCGCCAGUACCAGCCUCCUGUCCCUGGACCCUGAGUCCGUGCGCUGGGCCGGGGGAGCCCAGGUGGCGCGCGCGACCGCCUCCCUCCGUCGCCCAGGGCGGCCUAGGGACCCUGCCUUCGCCGGGGCGCCAGACCAUGGUGGGCAGCUGCGACCCAGAACCGCAGCCGCCGCGAGCCAACGUCGCCCUCCACCAGCCCCCGCCCCACCCGAGCGGACGCGCGGGGGCUCGCAGCAGCGCGCGGUCACUUCCUUCCACGGCUGGGAUGGGCGGCGCGGGACCGAGCGAGCGGCCCAGCGUUGGCCGGGUAACCCCUAUCUGAGCUGCGGCCGGGAGCUGCCGACCUCCGGGGCGCGCGAGCCUGGGGUCCGGGAGGCGCGGCGAUGACCUGAUCCCGAGCCCUGCCAGGGCGCCCGUCCCUCGCUGCCCCGGCUCGCUCGGAGCCCGCGCGGAGACCGGCUCGGUGCGGCGGCCCGGAGCGCACGGUGGCAGCGAGCACCGGUGAAAGGCGUGUGGGCGCCGAGCUGGGGAGGACACCUUCGGCAGCUCUGCCUUUCGAGGGGCUUCUGUAAACUACUGAGUCAUUCCAGAUCUAGGAUUUUCCUAAAUAAUCACCAACUGUGCCCGUCUCGUGCCGGAACGCAGGCAGAGAGAGAGAGAGAGAGAGAGAGAGAGAGAGAGAGAGAGAGAGAGAGAGAGAGAGAGAGAGAGAGAGAGAGGGCGCCAGCUCUCGGGACCCCGCGGAUCCCCAGGGUGCUUGGCCCUCGAGGAUCUCCCUCCCUCCCACUGCUCCUUCCCCCCCUCCCCUCGUCUCCCGCUCUCUUUGCAGUGUUGCUGGAGGAGAGGCGCGCUCACCGCAGCUGCAAACAGCUGCCCCCGCCCCGCGCCCCUACUCCGAGUCUGGCUAACCGCUCCCAUUUCUCGCCUCUUGGAAUUCCAGAAGUGGGGAGGCCGGCCCCCCCGCCCCGGGAGAACCGCAGCCGGUGCGAUGCAUUUCGUAGACCUCACCCAGCUGGGACGGACCUCCUAAUCUUCAGAACCGCGGGCCACAGGGAGUUAAAUUGCUGCCUUCCCCUUCUCUGUCGCGGUUGGUGGUUCGUUUUCUAAAGGAACGUUUUAUUCACUUUUUAGUAUAUAUAUAUAUAUAUAUAUAUCAAGCCAGGGGCACGCAUCUCGCCUCGCUUCAGACUCUGCCUUGUAAACGGGUUUUCAAUGUAUUUAUGUGUAGGUAUACUUUGGACACCUUACAACGCUUGCGCCUCUCCAACCGGGGCACGGCUUGUUAUUUUGGACAUCUUUCCCCCCUUUCCGCUUGGCACCCUGAACGCAGUGUGACCAAACUCUCCACUGCCCUUUGGACUUGGAUCGCCUUGGCGUACAAGUUUGGGGUACAAACGUCUACUUCGCAGGAAGGCCUGGGACCGCCCCGCCCCCGCCGCCAGUGGUUGGGGAAGUUUACAUCUGGAUUUUCACACAUUCUGUUGCCACUGCCCAGACUCUGACUAACAUUGUGGGCUCCAGAUUUUCGAUACUGCGACCUUUUCAAACGUUAGCACUGCCUCCCCGCUCCUGCCCUAUUCCUUCAGGCCCCCCGAGGUCCUGCCCUCAUCCCGGCGGAGCACAAACCCGAGGGCGCAGUGGAGCCCGGGGCCUCGGGCCCGCGCUGAGCAGCUAUGGCUGCGGCGAUAGCCAGCUCCUUGAUCCGGCAGAAGCGGCAGGCGAGGGAGUCGAACAGCGACCGGGUGUCGGCCUCCAAGCGCCGCUCCAGCCCCAGCAAAGACGGGCGCUCCCUGUGCGAGAGGCACGUCCUCGGGGUGUUCAGCAAAGUGCGCUUCUGCAGCGGCCGCAAGAGGCCGGUGAGGCGGAGACCAGAACCCCAGCUGAAAGGGAUUGUGACAAGGUUAUUCAGCCAGCAGGGAUAUUUCCUGCAGAUGCAUCCAGAUGGUACCAUUGAUGGGACCAAGGACGAAAACAGCGACUACACCCUCUUCAAUCUAAUUCCUGUGGGACUGCGUGUGGUGGCCAUCCAAGGAGUGAAAGCCAGCCUCUACGUGGCCAUGAACGGAGAAGGCUAUCUCUACAGCUCAGAUGUUUUUACUCCAGAAUGCAAAUUUAAGGAGUCCGUGUUUGAGAACUACUAUGUGAUCUAUUCUUCAACCCUGUAUCGCCAGCAGGAGUCAGGCCGCGCCUGGUUUCUAGGACUCAAUAAAGAAGGUCAAAUCAUGAAGGGGAACAGAGUGAAGAAAACUAAACCCUCCUCUCAUUUUGUACCAAAACCUAUUGAAGUGUGUAUGUACAGAGAACCAUCACUACAUGAAAUUGGAGAAAAGCAAGGACGUUCAAGGAAAAGUUCGGGAACACCCACCAUGAAUGGAGGCAAAGUCGUGAAUCAAGAUUCUACAUAGCUGAGAACUUGUCUUAUCGUCCCUCUCCUCCCUCUCCCUUCUUCUCUCCUCCCUUUUCCCAUUUUCUCCAAUAAAUUCACCCAACAAGAGAAAAAAUAAAAUAAAACAGCAUCACAGGACUUAGUAGCUGAGAUUCUGCACUCAAAAUCUUCCUUUGUGUAGGACAAGAAAAUUGAACCAAAGCUUGCCUGUUGCAAUGUGGUAGAAAAUUCACAUGCAUAAAAAUUAUUGCACAUAAAAGAAAAGGAAAAAAAAUAAAUCAGGACUCCACAAACAUUAAAUUUAACUGUGUUGUUAUUAACAGAGGGCUAAUUGUAAUGAAGACACGACUAUAAUGCAAACAAAAUGCAGUCACUGAGUGAAUGGAAAGGUUUUGAGAAAGCCACUAAAACUGUUGUUGAACUGUAAAUUCUUUUAAGUUCUAGAGAAUUCUGUGAUGUGCAGUUUUGUUUCAUCUUUGUAUUUCUUUAGACUUCUGAAAGUUGUACACAACUACAUCCUGCUUCUAGGAUAUUAUUUUAAUCAUGAAAUUGAAGAUGUCAAAAUUAUAUUCUUUUAAUGUCUAUCAGACAUAUAGCUAGGGGCCAUUUAGCAUGAAGAAAAGUUUUAAAUGUUAUUCUUGAUGAUGAUAAUAUUUUUUUAUUUUAGUAAAGGAAAUUUUUGUGUUGAAUUUAAUCACAUCAGCUGAUUUAAUUCCUUUCUAAAGAGUUUCACAUUCUUCAAUGAGAAUGUUAUAUUUUUAUCUAGGUAGUGAUCUGGGAUUUCAUUAUUUUUUUAGACAUUUAGUAAAAAAAGGCUUUUAUUGUGUUACUGAGGAAACUUAGGGAAUCCUCUACACCUGGUGAAGAAGCACAGGCUCCUUGCUUUCUCGAUUCAGUCUUAGUGUUUAUUUGUGGGUAUCUUUGAGUGUGUACAUGUGUGUCUAGAUGUCAAAAAAAAGUUGGUUGUUUUGUGUUUGUUGCUUUUUGUUUUGUUUUUACCAUAAUUUGCAACAGGAGAGAAGGAAGACGGGUUUUACAGAAGGAAAUAAGUCUGAGACAUAGAGUCAAAGCAAAUUUAAAUUGCAUUUUUUACAUUGCCAGAAUUUUGCUUGUAGAUUGUUUUCCAAACUCUAUGAGAAAUUUGGAGUGCAUGGCUGUGAAAUUCAUUACUUAUCAUCUAUGAAGACAGUGGCUUGUUUGCUGGGGUUAUCCACACAGAUAAGCCCAGUUUGCAAUAAUUCUAUGUUCUAGAAAAACAGAAGGUAACUAGUCAAACAUGGACAUUUCAAGAGACAGGGAGAGGAAAAAAAUGUGGAACUGACAGCUUUGAUUCCAAUAGAUAGGGCUUUGUGGGUGGGUUUGUACAGAAAAAAAAAAACAACAAAACAAAACAAAAAAACAACCUCCAAGUGAAAGCAAGCAAACACAGUUAGGAACACUGAAGUACUAAAAAACAUUAGCAAAGAUAUGAAGCUAUACCAUGGCAUUGGAAUUACUACAUCUACUCAGCCCUGGAAACCAGCAAUGGUGUAGAGACAUCCAAAUUAAAACAAACCAAACCAGAAUGUUAAGAAUGUUUGCAGAUUUAUGGAUAUCAUAGUGAGAAGACUUAGCAUGUGACUUCUCCUAUACCUCUACUGUCCAGCAUGUAUUGUCCCAACUAUGCCUCCCUAAAAUACAUAUUUUGCAGAAGAUCUACGCCCUCACCUCAAACUUUCCCAUUGGUUGCUGUAUUCUUUCGAGGUUAAUGUAGUGUCUCCACUCUACACAAUCAUUAUUCUUUAAUGUGAUUCUUGUUCUAUCAAGUAUCCUAUUUAUGUUCUCUGGAGGGUGGCAGAAAAUGUGCUGGAGGAGUUUUCCCAUAAAUAUAGGAAGAAUAGAGUUUAUGCACAGAGACAAGGCUUUUGGAAAUAUUUUAAAUCAGAAUACAUGGAAAGUGUCAGAUUUUUUUAAAUAUAUAUAGGAAUGUUAGGAAAAGAAUAACCAUGUAAAGAUACAAAUUCAGAAGUUGUAUUCAUUGUCACUCUUGAUCCAACUUGAUUAUACAUAUACCUGUCACUUCCAGGACCAAACAAAUCCCAAGCACAAAGCCUUAUUUUCAUUGAAAAAAAAAAUAAUGAGGCUUCAACAAAAUGCGUCAUGGGCUCCUUUAGAGGGAAGUGCCUGGAGUUUUUAAGGUGAUGUGUUUACUUAACCAUAAUGUAGGUGAGGGUUCACAAGAAAUGUAAUUGAUGGAAAUCACAGAUGCCCAUCUCAUUUAUAAUGAUAGAAAUUUAAUCUCGUUAUUCAUGAAAAUAUACUGAUACUAAUCUCUAAUAAAGUCCCUUCUCUAUUUUUAGUGGUUGUCCAUCAUUCAUCAUCCGGAACACCUUUGUCCCUAUCCUGUCAAUAUUUAAAAGAGAUCUUUUGAAUCACUCAAUUUGUCUCUAGUUUUUCCUCCACAUCAUAUUAAGGAAAUGUAGAUGUGCUUUGGAAAUUAACUUUCCUUUAUUUACACCUGAUUUUGAGAAAAAAUAAUUGAAAGCCUCACAUUCCUUUUAUUCAUAAACCUGAAAAAUGUGGUUUAGAGAGCACAGGGUGGACAUUUGCUCACUCUCUGGUUGCUUUUUAAGUACAUUGAAAUCAUAACUAGAACCAAUAUUUACUGUUUUAACCUUUAAAAUGCAUGAAGAAAUAUAAAUAUGUAAUUAUUCAAUUUCCUUUAAAAAAUGAGUCAGUUUCAAUGAUUGUUUUUCAGCUUUAUUCCAAGUAAUAUUUCUUCACUGUGAUAGUCUUUGUUCAAUUUUCUGGCAACAUAGAAACUCAUACAACUCAUCUCUCACCUGUUCUUUGAUUGUGGUAAGGGUUUGCUUUUUGUUGUCUCUAAAACAAUGGAAGGGGAUAGUCCCAAGAAAGGACUGUAGUGCAGAACUGUGGGAGCCCUUUUGCUUUUGAAUGGGCUUGACAAUGGAAACAAAACUUCUGUGAUUCUCACAAAAUGGCUCACUGGUCAAUAUUCUUUACUUGAUACUUUAGCUAGAUGUUUGAGGUCUAGAAACAAAUGGUGCUGAAGUUCCAUCUGCUGACUUAGAGACCUUGUGCUUCAGGAGACUGGAACACAGUAAGCCAUCCUUUUCUUGAUCACAGUGAUAGUUUUGCUUUUGAAUUACAUAUAUGAAGUUCAUAAGACAUUUUUUUCUUAGCCAUGAUAGAUUGGGACAGUGCGUAGACAAUGAUAUAAUAUGACUCUUUAUGGGCCUCAUUUGAAUCCAGAAAUUUAUAAAAUUUAUAAAAAAUAACUCUUCUACCUAAGAAAAUGGCGGUACUGUUGCUAGAUGUUACUUUUUAUUUGGUGAUUCUGUCAUGCACAGAGACGUGUUGAGAUUAUUGAAACAAAAAGAAAGGGUGAAAGUGUAGCUUGGUUGUUGUGUAUUAAAUGGUCUUUAGGUCCAAUCUGGGACCCCUAGUUGCUUAGUGAAGAAUCAUGAUUACUUUAACAGUGAUUUAUGUUUUAAAACAUAGGCCCAAAAAUGAAAAAUCUACCCCCACACCUCGUGGCUUAGUGUACAAGUCCUUGCUUUUGAGAAGGUUUUCCAUGACAAUGCUUGAUUUCCCCUGCACAAGAUGAGACACAGUCAAAAUUAAAAAUUCCCUGCUCAUUUUAAUGCCAUCAAAGGCUGAGGUUAUUACUCUGUCAUAGAUUGUAAAUAGCAUUUUUUAAAGCCAGAAUCACAAUUAAAACUGUGGAUUGUUCUACAAAUAUAUAUGUGUAUAUAUACAUAUGCUUCUGAAAUGAGGAUAUAUUAUAUAAAGUUUUUAUUUGAUCUGUGGUCUUUCAUUAGGUAGUCAAAAUAAAGAGAUUUGAAUGCAAAACUUUAUAUAUAAAUGUAUAUUUCUAAUGAUAGUACAAAUUGCCACUUUAUAAUAAAAAAGAAACAGGUGGGAACAAUACUAAAGCACAUACUACUUCAGAACGUUGGUGAUUUUUAAUCCCCUCUGAUGCAGCGAUAAUGCUUUAAUGUCUAAAAUGUUUCUUAGAAAGCCCUAAAUCCCAGUAGAAAUCUCAAGCUGAGGUUGAAAGUAUGACUAAGAUAGCCAAAGGAAGCAAAAUGCUGAUCUUCAUUAGGACAAUUUGGAGCACAUAUUUAAAAUCAAGAUUUAAAUCCAAAUUGAGUGAAAAUUGCUAAAGUUCAAGGAUGAUAUAUUGAGCGUCAAUGACAAAUAAAAGCAAAAAAGAGAAUACUUCACAUUACAAUAGCAUUAAAGUAAUGUAACGAACAUUGCAUCAUUAGUUUUACUAGCUGGAACCAACGAGCUGAUGUUUCUUUGUCUUUGCUCCAAGCACAAUUUAAUGACAGUAGCAUUCAUUUUACUCAAAGUCGUUUUAAAAUAUAAAAUAUAUAGCCAUGAAUAGAAAUGUUAUUAGCUCCAUUUCAAGGUUAAGUGUUAUAAUCUUAAUAAAUGGUUGACACUAAAAUGUUUAAUAAACAUGUUAUAUGAGAAACCAAGUUAAUAUUUGUUUUUGCAUUAAAGCACAGAUUAUUCAAGUCAUUGUUUUUGAGAUCAGCUUUGUAAAAUGUUUAUACACCACAACAUUCCUGAAGUAAAAAGAAACGAAAACCUUGAGAUAUUCAUGCAUGUAGAAUACUGGCACUUUUUUUUAAACAUUAAACUUCACCAAGAAGUCUC